Oryzias latipes (Japanese medaka) is the source of this 2143-nucleotide messenger RNA. NCBI's taxonomy places the organism in Eukaryota, Metazoa, Chordata, Actinopteri, Beloniformes, Adrianichthyidae. The record is from RefSeq and is a predicted model, not a curated record.
GUGACUCUGAGCUUCAGCUCCACGCAAUAGGUAUGUUCACUUCAACAACGGUUCUGAAGACAUUGUUGGUCAGUGCAGCCGACAACAUUCUUCAAAUCAUAAUAUCUUAGUUAGUCCCUCUAGCUAACGACAAGAGGAACCAGACAGGGUUGCCCACUCUCCCCUUCUCUUUUUGGUAUAUUUAUUGAGCCUCUAGCAGCAACAAUAAGACAGAAUGAGAGCAUUAAAGGAAUUAAAACCAAACACAGCCAUCAUAAAAUUUGUCUCUAUGCAGAUGACAUAAUUAAUUCACGUUCUGAAAAUGAAGCAAUAGCAAUUAGUAAUGAUUUCUCUUCCAUUUCAGACUACUCAAUUAAUUGGAAUAAAUCAGUUUUACUACCACUAAACAGUAAUACAGAGCAGGUUCUCACUACUAGUCAAAUUGGUCAAUAUCAAAUAUCUAGGUAUUUAUUUCUCCCCCAAAUUAUCAGAAAUGGUGCUGCUAAAUUACACCUCAUUGCUGCAAAGCAUACAGGAUGAUCCAACCCACUGGGUCAACCAGCCUCUGUCCCUCAUGGACAAGGUAGCCACAAUAAAAAAUGGGGGAUGGGGCCUUUGGGCUGAGGAGACCUAGACACAAUGCUGGGGGACGGCUGUUUCAACAUGUACCCUCUUCCCCAUAUAAUCACUUAUUAAGGAGAUUGGGGGCAACCUGCGAUGCACCUUGGGGGAAGGAAUCACUUGGCAGUGGUCCCCCUCCCAUCCCAUGGUUGUCGUAUGGGAACGGGCCUCCCUUUCUCGGUUUAAAUUGCACCCUAGACAUGUAAGACCCCUUGGUGGUGGUGGUGGUGGGGGGGGGGUUCUUGGACAUCACUGCCAGCAAGCAAAAUAUGUCCUCUCAGCGCCCUACCCGCCAACUGCACCUUAGAUUAUUAGGGCCCCUUGGUGGUGAUGGAGUUUGGACAUUAAUGUGAGUAAUAAGGAGAGGUCUUCUCAGUGUAUUACUCAACAAAAAUAAAUUAGGCAGGAACGUGGACAAAAACAUCGCGGACGCUGCAUUUGACACCAGUCAGUGGAAUGGAAGCGGGAUAACUGAUUUGAUCAACAUUUAGGGCGAUCGUUCUAUCCAGGCAAAACUUGAGGGGAUCUUAUAGGAAUAGGGCGGUUUUUGAAGAAAUUGCGAGAGAAAUGAACGAGCGGGGAUACAGACGAUCCUGGCUCCAAUGCCAGAGAAAAAUUAAAAGCCUACGAGCAAAAUACAAGGAGGUAAAGGACUGGAACAAACAAAGUGGCCGUCAAAUUUUGGGGGAUAAGCCCAGCGUUCAGCCAUUAGAACUCUUGGACAGCUGCUUUGCUCUAGAGGAGCCCGAGGAGGAGGAGAGCCCAGGUCCCGCAACUAUCGCGGCCAGCCUGGCCAGUCGGUCUUGCGGUGAUACAGGUGAUGGGAUCCUUGUAGCUCCUUCGCCUUCUACCUCAGAUGGAAGUGCUGCAUCAACAACUGAUGAUCUUGCAUCAUCUUCAUCGUCUGUGAACAGACGGAAUGCAUCCUCCACAUCCACUGCUUCUACUACUGCCAGGAGCAGAAAAAGAAAAUCUAGGAUGGAGGCAACGCUGGAGGUGUUUGCCAACAAGAUCACCAGUGCCCUGAAACAGGAUGACACAGACAUUUUACUUAAAAUGCAAGCAGCUCAGCAUGAGCAUGAACGAAAAAUGUUUACCAUGAUGACACAGUUUAUGGAGAGAUCAUUCCAGCCUCCACAGCCACCAUUAUACCAAGCCCCAAUUCACCGCUCUCGUGUUUACAGCCCAAUUCGUUCUUCUACUCCUUCCACACAGUUUCCUGUGGCUUCUUCUCCAUCUCCCUUCCCGCCCGUGCCCUUUUUCCAAGAUUUAAAUCGACUGCCCUUCAACAAUGCUCAUCAACAUCCUCAUCUCAAUCAGUCAUUUUACCAGGCACCGGGACACACACAGGCUUUUAACGAGGAUCAUCUGCCACCUUCCCAGUGUAAAGAUGAUGAAACGCAUUUUACAAAUUUCUAAAUGUUCUAAAACAUUUAUGCCAGUUCAGGCAGUCAGUUCUGCACAAUAUCCAAGUUCAAAUGUGAGUGUUAUUUAUAUGUAAGGUUUGACUCAAAUUUUUAAAUAAAGCCAUACAUGUCCUGAG